UGAAGAGCUCUUCAGUCCAGGAGAGAAGGCAGACGGUGAGGUCAGCACUGUGGUGCAGUGCAGGAUAAAGGGUGAAUGCAGGAAAACAAAAAAAGAAAGAGGCUUUAGACGACAUGGAGAGACCAACGUUACAUUAACUGCCAAGAAUCCUCAUCGUGACCUUUAAAGAGGUUCCAGCCAUAAUUAUGACUUUGCGUCUGUCCCUGAGUGUCUGGGUGGGGAUGCUGGUGGUCAUGGCGGUGGCUCAUCUGCCUGGAGCUCUGCAGAAGUGUGUCUUUGAUGAGGUCCAGGCUGAGGUCACAGUGGUCAGAGCUGCACGGAUCCACCCGGACAGCCCACCCAGCGAGCCCAGACUCAGACCCCCGGUCGGGCAGGAACGACGGCCUCUGACCUCUGGGCGACAAACCGGUCGCCAAAGAUGGAGGACAUCGCCUCCGCUUGGCGUCUCGGUGAAACGGGGGAGCGCCGUGGGAGACACGGCACCGUCCACGUCUGCCUCUCCGCAGCCAAUCAGGAUCCGCACCUGGAUUCCAAGCGAGAGCGACGACCUGUCAGAUGCCGAGAAGGGCAAACUGAAGGCUGCAGUGGAGGAGGCCGUGAGGACGGUGUCUUCUUUACUGUCGGUGAACAGGGUUCUGGGUCACUUGCUUCUCAGCAGAGACGUCAACAAAUACUGCAAGUUUGUCUGGAGCGAUUCAAGAACUGCCAACUGCAACAGAUGUGGCCGAGCCAACAGCAACUACAGGAAUGAAACAUGUCUGGAUGUGACAAUCCCAGACGAUCACCUGGCUGGAUGCCAUAUAUACCCGGAGCCUGAUUCGCCUCGCAGGGCUGUUCUCAGACCCGAGGGUGCUGGACUCCCCGACGCCGACUUCCUGCUCUACCUCCACAUACAGGCCACGGACAAGUGUAGAGCAGAGCCCAAUGUGUUGGCCUAUGCUGUCCACUGCCAGACAGACGCCCACGGGCGACCACUGGCAGGGGUGGUAGUCAUCUGCAGGGACCGACUGACGGAGGCCGCAUACAACCACCAGGCGACAGUACAGACUGUGAUUCAUGAGCUGUUCCACGCACUCGGCUUCUCCAAAGAUCUCUUCCACACCUGGACAGACUGUUUGUCCUCUUCUCCAGUAGGUGCUGGAUGUUCACCUCUGGGGAAAGUGAUUCACUCUGACCGAUUGGGCCAGAUGAGGCUCUACACCCCGUCUGUUAUCUCCGCUCUACAGAAGCACCUGGCAUCAGCCGACCCUGAGCUUGGAGGGCCGCUGGAGAACCUGGGUGCACCAGCAGGCCGGGUGUCCUCUCACUGGGAGUCCCGGGUCCUGCGGGGGUCCAUCAUGGCAGCGGCGCUGGAGGACUCCGCCGCGGUCAGGAUCGACCCGGUCACUCUAGCUGCGUUACAGGACACGGGCUGGUACGCUGUCAACCCGAGCCGGGCUCAGAGUCUGGUCUGGGGUGAAGGUGAGGGAUCCACAUUCGGCUCCCUGUCCAGUUGCCAAGACAACUCCUCCUCCUUUUUCUGCACCGGCAGUGGACGUGGGUGUCAUUUUCUUCACCUCCACAAGGGGGAGUGCCAAACUGAUGCCUACCUGGAGGGAUGUGGAGUUUUUAAACCCCUCAAGAACGCAAGCGAAUGCUGGAAAAAGGAAAACACCAGGCAGUCGGCUGAAGGCGACCGGAGCGGGGAGAUUUUGGGCUUCAACAGCCGUUGCUUCUUCUCCAACCUGACCAGACAGAGACAGUUCCUCGUGUCAAGCAGCUCUGUGGAGGGCCGCUGUUACAGACACAGGUGUACUGGACCAAACAAGUACCAGAUCCAGGUGUCUGGCUCUGAGUGGGCGAACUGUCCAGCAGGGGGCGCAAUUCAGAUGAAAGGAUACCAGGGUUCAGUUUUCUGCCCGGACAGGAGGUUAUGCCUGUACCCUGACAUCACUCCUCCCUCAGAUGAUGUGAACACACUUCCUGCUUCUUACACGAGUGACCCCUCUGAGGUGUUGACCACAGCCCAGGACGGUACCUGGUCGCCCCUCCCUCCUCUGACAGAGCUCGGUGGGACAACAGCGCUCUGCUGCACCGCGGCCAUUUGUCUCCUGGCUGUGCUCGUGGUCGUGUCUCACAGGCAAUGUCGCUCCUGCAGCAACAGGGUCCACACUGUCCCCGAGCAUCACAGACAGUAACCUUUAAAAACUCUGACCAUAAACUUUCACCAUAAACUUGGGCAAGGUGUUGACAGAGGUACAUUAUUUUUGGGAUUUGAAUCUUUACUAUAGAGGAAUUUCUUGUUCUCUUGUUGCCUUGUGACUUGGUGAAAUAUUACAAAGUAAUAACGAGCUGAGGUUUUUUAGAUGAUUGUACGAACUGGUGCAUGAAUGAGUUUAGUAAUUACAGUUUGAAAAAUCAGGUUUUUAGAUUCAGAUAGUUUUUUUUAUAUAGAAAGACCUUCUUUGAUCAAUGCUAACCCUUCUUUUUUUGUGACAACAGGAUGAUAUUAACAUAUUGAUAACUUUUUCAUAAAAAACACUUUGAUUUUGUUGUUUUUCUUUAUGUUGAAUUUCUUAAAAAUUUUGUGACUGGUGGUAACAACGGCAAAAGCAGUUUGAUACGAGCUCCUGCUACCACAGACUUACAACUUUUUAACUUCUUUACAUACACAACAAAAAAAGUUAAGGAAACGGAAAAACGUACGUCUCCUUUCAAUCUCACCGUGGCUGCUCCUUCUUGUUAUUUGACUGACAAACACAUUGCAUUUACAGGCGCUACAUUGAAAAAAAAAAAAUAAAGACAACUCCUGUUUCGCCAGUUAAAUGUUUUUAAUGUGAAGCAGCAACAGUAGGAAACGUUCGGUUUGCAUUAGCAACAACUUAAUAGAGCUUUUUUUCCCAAGGGAUGUCGCCACAGACCCAAUUUAUAACACUGCAAAUACAUAAAUACUGCAGUACAUUCACCAAUAGGCCAUGGACUGAAUCACCAAUUUACCUCAUUCAGCGACAGAUAGUGAAUUAAAAGACAUUUAUUCAUAUGAAAA
Molecule: messenger RNA, 3025 nt
Organism: Scophthalmus maximus (turbot)
Lineage: Eukaryota; Metazoa; Chordata; Actinopteri; Pleuronectiformes; Scophthalmidae
Product: leishmanolysin-like peptidase 2
Exons: 15
Coding region: 186-2177 (663 amino acids)
Biological process (GO): cell adhesion; proteolysis
Cellular component (GO): membrane; cytoplasm
Molecular function (GO): metalloendopeptidase activity
Source: RefSeq, a predicted model, not a curated record